CUGUGGACUGCAAUUACCAUGUCUGACUCAGUAAUUCUUCUCAGCGUGAAGAAAUCUGGAGAGGACAAUCAUGGUUUUGAGUCAGACAGAUCAUAUGACAAUGAUAAGAAAUCAAAGUUAGAAGAUAAGAAGAAGAAAGGUGGCAGCAGUCAAGUUGGCUUCUUUCAAUUGUUUCGAUUUUCUUCAAAGACUGACAUUUGGCUGAUGUUUGUGGGAAGUUUAUGUGCAUUUCUCCAUGGAGUAGCCUAUCCAGGCGUGCUACUGAUUUUUGGCACAAUGACAGAUGUUUCUAUUGAGUAUGACAUGGAAUUACAAGAACUCAAGAUCCCUGGAAAAGCAUGUGUGAAUAACACGAUAGUAUGGACCAACGGCUCCGUCUACCAAAACGUGACAAAUGGAACGCGCUGUGGGUUUCUGGACAUUGAAAGUGAAAUGGUCAAGUUUGCCAGUUACUAUGCUGGCAUCGCUGUCGCGGUACUUGUCACAGGAUAUAUUCAAAUAUGCUUUUGGGUAAUUGCUGCAGCUCGUCAGAUACAGAAAAUGAGAAAACUGUACUUUAGGAGAAUAAUGAGAAUGGAAAUAGGAUGGUUCGACUGCAAUUCAGUGGGAGAGCUGAAUACAAGAUUUUCUGAUGAUAUUAACAAAAUCAAUGAUGCCAUUGCUGACCACAUGGCCAUUUUCAUUCAGCGCAUGACCACAAGCGUCUGUGGGUUCCUGCUGGGAUUUUACCGGGGUUGGAAACUGACCUUGGUUAUUAUCUCUGUCAGCCCUCUCAUUGGGAUUGGAGCAGCCAUCAUUGGUCUGAGUGUGUCCAAGUUUACAGACCAUGAAUUGAGGGCCUAUGCCAAAGCAGGGGCAGUGGCUGAUGAAGUCAUCUCAUCUAUUCCAACAGUGGCUGCUUAUGGUGGUGAGAAAAAAGAGGUUGAAAGGUAUGAGAAAAAUCUUGUGUUUGCCCAGCAUUGGGGAAUUAGAAAAGGGAUAGUGAUGGGAUUCUUUACUGGAUUCAUGUGGUGUCUCAUCUUCUUGUGUUAUGCUCUGGCCUUCUGGUAUGGCUCCAGACUCGUCCUGGAUGAUGGAGAAUAUACAGCAGGAACCCUUGUCCAGAUAUUCCUCAGUGUCAUAGUAGGCGCUUUAAAUCUUGGCAAUGCCUCUUCCUGUUUGGAAGCCUUUGCAGCUGGCCGUGCAGCAGCCACCAGCAUUUUUGAGACAAUGGACCGUAAACCCCUCAUUGACUGCAUGUCAGAAGAUGGUUACAAGUUGGAUCGAAUUAAGGGUGAAAUUGAAUUCCAUAAUGUGACCUUCCACUAUCCUUCCAGACCAGAAGUGAAGAUUUUAAAUAACUUAAGCAUGGUCAUUAAAUCAGGGGAAAUGACAGCUAUGGUAGGAUCCAGUGGAGCUGGGAAAAGCACGGCACUGCAGCUCAUUCAGCGAUUCUAUGACCCCAGUGAAGGCAUGGUGACCUUGGAUGGCCAUGACAUUCGCUCUCUUAACAUUCAGUGGCUUAGAGCUCAGAUCGGGAUAGUGGAACAAGAGCCUGUUUUGUUUUCCACCACCAUUGCAGAGAAUAUUCGCUAUGGCAGAGAAGAUGCAACGAUGGAAGAUAUAGUCCGAGCUGCCAAGGAAGCCAAUGCCUACAGCUUCAUCAUGGACCUGCCACAGCAAUUUGACACUCUUGUUGGAGAAGGAGGAGGCCAGAUGAGUGGCGGCCAGAAACAAAGACUAGCCAUUGCUAGAGCCCUUGUCCGAAACCCGAAGAUCCUACUUUUGGACAUGGCCACCUCGGCACUGGACAAUGAGAGUGAAGCCAUGGUGCAAGAGGCACUGAGUAAGGUUCAGCAUGGGCACACAAUCAUUUCCAUCGCUCAUCGCCUAUCCACGGUUAGAGCAGCAGACGUCAUUAUUGGUUUUGAACAUGGUACAGCAGUGGAAAGAGGCACCCAUGAAGAACUGUUGGAAAGGAAAGGAGUUUACUUCACUCUAAUGACUUUGCAAAGUCAAGGAGAUAAAGCCUUUAAUGAAAAAGACAUAAAGGGAAAAGAUGAAACUGAAGAUACCUUACUUGAGAGAAAACAGACCUUUAGCAGAGGGAACUACCAAGCUAGCUUAAGAGCUUCCAUCCGGCAACGGUCCAAGUCUCAGCUUUCUUACCUGGGACCUGAACCUCCAUUAGCACUUGUAGAUCAUAAGCCUACUUAUGAAGAGGACAGAAAGGACAAGAACAUUCCUGUGGAAGAAGAAAUUGAACCUGCCCCAGUUUGGAGGAUUCUGAAAGUUAAUGCUCCAGAAUGGCCCUACAUGCUGGUAGGGGCUAUGGGCGCAGCUGUCAAUGGGACAGUCACACCCUUCUAUGCCUUCUUCUUCAGCCAGAUUCUUGGGACUUUUUCAAUUCCUGAUAAAGAAGAACAAAGGUCACAGAUCCAUGGUGUGUGCCUGGUCUUUGUAGCAAUAGGCUGUGUAUCUUUUUGCACUCAAUUUCUGCAGGGAUAUGCUUUUGCUAAAUCCGGGGAACUCCUCACAAAAAGGUUACGUAAAUUGGGUUUCAGAGCAAUGUUAGGGCAAGACAUUGGCUGGUUUGAUGACCUCAGAAAUAGCCCUGGAGCACUGACAACAAGGCUUGCUACAGAUGCUUCUCAAGUUCAAGGGGCUACCGGCUCUCAGAUCGGGAUGAUGGUCAAUUCCUUCACUAACAUCACCGUGGCCAUGAUCAUCGCCUUCUUCUUUAGCUGGAAGCUAAGCCUGGUCAUAGUGUGCUUCUUCCCCUUCUUGGCUUUAUCGGGAGCCAUACAGACGAAAAUGUUGAUGGGAUUUGCCACGCAUGACAAGCAGGCUCUGGAGGUCGCAGGACAGAUUACAAACGAAGCCCUCAGUAAUAUUCGCACAGUGGCUGGGAUUGGAAAGGAGAGGCAGUUUAUAGAAGUGUUUGAGACUGAACUGGAGAAGCCAUACAAGACAGCCAUCCGAAAAGCAAAUGUUUACGGAUUCUGCUUUGGUUUUUCCCAGUGCAUUGUGUUUGUUGCUAAUUCUGCUUCCUACAGAUAUGGAGGUUACUUAAUUCCCAAUGAGGGGCUCCAUUUCAGCUAUGUGUUCAGGGUGAUUUCUUCAGUUGUACUGAGUGCAACAGCUCUUGGGAGAGCCUCCUCUUAUACCCCAAGUUAUGCCAAAGCUAAAAUCUCAGCCACACGCUUUUUCCAACUGCUGGACCGACAACCCACAAUCAAGGUGUAUAGCAGUGCAGGUGAAAGAUGGGACAACUUCCAGGGGCAGAUUGACUUUGUUGACUGUAAAUUUACAUAUCCUUCCCGACCUGAUAUACAAGUUCUGAAUGGUCUCUCAGUGUCUGUUGGUCCAGGGCAAACCCUGGCAUUUGUUGGAAGCAGUGGAUGUGGUAAAAGCACCAGUAUUCAGCUGUUGGAACGUUUCUAUGAUCCUGACCAAGGGAAGGUGAUGAUAGAUGGGCAUGACAGCAAAAAUGUAAACGUCCAGUUUCUCCGCUCAAAGAUUGGAAUCGUUUCCCAGGAACCAGUGUUGUUUGCCUGUAGCAUAGUGGACAAUAUCAAGUAUGGAGACAACACCAAAGAAAUCCCCACAGAAAAAGUCAUAGAAGCUGCAAAGCAGGCUCAGCUGCAUGACUUUGUCAUGUCCCUUCCAGAGAAAUAUGAAACUAAUGUUGGGUCCCAGGGGUCUCAACUCUCUCGAGGGGAGAAACAACGAAUUGCUAUUGCUCGGGCCAUCAUACGAGAUCCUAAAAUCUUGCUACUAGAUGAAGCUACUUCUGCUUUAGACACAGAAAGUGAAAAGACGGUGCAGGUCGCCUUGGACAAAGCCAGAGAAGGUCGGACCUGCAUUGUCAUUGCCCAUCGUUUGUCCACCAUCCGGAACUCGGAUAUCAUUGCUGUCAUGUCACAGGGGAUAGUGAUUGAAAAGGGGACCCAUGAAGAACUGAUGGCCCAGAAAGGAGCCUACUACAAACUAGUCACCACAGGAGCCCCCAUCAGUUGACCUGACUUGAGAACUUCAUGCACAGUUGGUGCACCAAUUACAGAAGUGCUGUGGGUUUUUGGUUUUUUUUCUUUAAGCAUAAAUAAUGAUAUUUUACUUUUACAGACACAGUCAUACAUUGGCAUCCGAGCUAAUUUCUAAUGACUUUCAAUAGUAAUUUAGCUUUAAAUGUCUGUAUAUAGAAAAUGCAAGAAACUAGGGUCAGUGGCAGUGAGAAUCCAAUGUCAAGCAGCUGCUCAGCCAUCACCCAGUGCUUUCUCCAUGCAGGAGCCAGUCCCAGUUACUACGUGGGUAUUAGCAAGACUUGGAGGAAAUGAGACUGAAUUUCUCAGGGACAGAGAACCAUCCUUUGUGUUUUUGAACCCUCAGUGUACACAAAGCCUGGUCGAGAAUAGGCACUCGACAAAUGUUUACUGAGCUGGGCCAAGAUCAUAUGGAGAAGAACACAAGGACUGAAGACCAACUGUAUUUUGUGACUGAAGUUUUCUUGAAUGUGAAAGCAGAUUCACUUAUGUCGAAGGAUGAGGAUGGGGAAAGGAGGACUUUGGUACUCUGGAUGCUCUCAGGCUGAAAGGGGCAGAAAAAGGCAAGUAUUAGCAGCAGCUUACCAGUCAAGGAUGUUCAUUUAUAGAUUCAAGGUUAGUAUGUGGGUGGUGAAGUCCCCAUUUACUGGACUAGAUUCUGCCGGGGUGCCUGGAGCAGGGGGUCUAUCCCAAGCCUGUACUCCUCCUCAUCCCCCUCCACAUUGUUUGCUGUCCUUUGUUUCUCCAAAUCCCAGCGUGAAAUGAAAAUAGUGAAUUUUACCUUGUAUAAGUGUUUUCUUCCUAUGGCCAACAAAUGAAAUUCUGCCUACAAAUUAAGCCUGAGCUAUUGUAUAUUGAGGUAUAUUAUUUAUGUUUCUGGUCCAGUGUUUCCUGGUAAAUAACCACACAGGUGGUUUAACAGGUUAACUAGUUAGGUUAGGAGCAUUGAUGGUUGCAAAGUCAGGGAAGGAGAGGGUGGAGGACAGCAUUCUAGUUAAGUUAUGACAAAUGGCAGUGACAAGUAAGUUGCAGAAUAAAAAUGCCAUGAGAAGGAAGUAAGCUUUGCAGUAAGCAUGUGCUCAUCUUGUAAUAUUGAAGAAAGAAGACCAAAAUCUGUUUAAGUUUGCAUUUCAAAGAGGAGGAACAUAAGCUCUGUGCUGGGAGGCUGCCAGUUUCCUGGAAUAGAAUGUGUAGGAUGAGAAAAACGGAUGAUUAAGAGUUAUUUUUUAGGGGUUUCCCUGGUGGCGCAGCAGUUAAGAAUCCGCCUGCCAAUGCAGGGGACACGGGUUCAAGCCCUGGUCCGGGAAGAUCCCACAUGCCACGGAGCAGCUAAGCCCAUGUGCCACAACUACUGAGCCUGUGCUCUAGAGCCCGCGAGCCACAACUACUGAGCUCAUGUGCCACAACUACUGAAGCCUGCGUGCCUAGAGCCCGUGCUCUGCAGCAAGAGAAGCCACGACAAUGAGAAGCCCGCACACCGCAACAAAGAGUGGCCUCUGCUCGCUGCAACCAGAGAAGGCCUACCGGCAGAAACGAAGACCCAACGCAGUCAAAAAUAAAUAAAUUAAAUAAAUAAAAAUUUUAAAGAAAGUUAUUUUUUAAAUAAGGUCCUUGGAAGUUAUUGAUGAGAGGGAAAAUGUUGACUGGAGAAGGCUUGAAAUG
Messenger RNA from Physeter macrocephalus (sperm whale), 5684 nucleotides. RefSeq names its product ATP binding cassette subfamily B member 11 (gene ABCB11). Gene Ontology annotation, cellular component: membrane. The record is from RefSeq and is a predicted model, not a curated record. The transcript is spliced from 27 exons. Gene Ontology annotation, molecular function: ABC-type oligopeptide transporter activity; ATP binding; ATP hydrolysis activity. Bases 19 to 3999 code for a protein of 1326 amino acids. Gene Ontology annotation, biological process: transmembrane transport. Lineage: Eukaryota; Metazoa; Chordata; Mammalia; Artiodactyla; Physeteridae.